UUCUCAUCUCUGUUUCUCUCUCCCUAGACUCUCUCUGCAGCACUUUCUCUUCUCUCUCAAAACAGAGAGGGAAGAAGAAUGUAUCAGUUAAUCUCAACGUCAUUAAACAACGGAAUUUUAAAUCUUCCCGCCAUUUCCUUGACAACCAGAACUAAACGCAUCAAAAAUGAGAUCAAAUUGUGGAAAAGAAAGCUAAUUAUAAGAAAAAAAGUAUUAUUAGUAAGUUCAAAUGAUUCACCAAUUGUUGAAGAAACAACAGAUGAAGUAUCCAAGGAAGAAGAUAUCAACAAAUCUGUUCGGUCGACAUCUUCGUCAAUUGAUAAAGACCUCAAAAAGGCUGUUCAGAAGACUGCUGCAACAUUUGCACCUAGGGCUUCUACUGCAAGUAAAAAUCCUGCAGUGCCUGGAAGCACUUUGUACACCGUCUUUGAAGUUCAAGCUUACGUCUCGAUGUUGUUAGGUGGGCUACUUUCGUUCAAUGUUGUAUUUCCAUCCAAUGAACCUGACUUAUGGAGACUCAUGGGAAUGUGGUCAAUUUGGAUGUUCACAAUUCCAUCACUUCGUGCCCGUGACUGCUCAAAGAAUGAGAAGGAAGCUUUGAACUAUCUCUUCAUACUUGUUCCUUUACUAAAUGUUUUGAUUCCAUUCUUUGUGAAAUCCUUCUCAACCGUUUGGGCGGCAGAUACAAUUGCAUUCUUUGGGAUGUAUGCAUGGAAGAUGGGGUGGCUUCAAAAGACGGAGUAAAAUGCUUGCUUCUAGAUACUAGGGCCAACUCUCAGCAGAGCUCUGAUCAAUAUCCGAUCAGACUUAUACAUUCAGAAUACACACCAUCAGGGUUACAGACACCAUUUGAGUUACUUGGGCAGAUGAAAGAGGAGAACGGGGUAUUGAAUGGAGACAAAUAUACACCAACGUGCUUUUCCACCAGAGACAUUCACUUAGUUUUUUCUUUCUGUUUUCUGCAUGAAACUGCGACAUACAAUUGUUCUCGAGCUACAACUUUACAAUCCCUGUACAUGGCAACUUCAAAGUUGAUCUUUUAUGGCCAGUCAUUGAAAAUUCUAAUAGAGUCUAAUAUUGUAAUGUAAUGUUAACCGUUGUUUAUUACAAACGAAAGAGA
This is a messenger RNA of Papaver somniferum (opium poppy), 1120 nucleotides long. RefSeq lists its product as uncharacterized. Gene Ontology annotation, cellular component: chloroplast. Gene Ontology annotation, biological process: defense response. The transcript has 4 exons. The coding region runs from base 79 to 744 and encodes 221 amino acids. NCBI's taxonomy places the organism in Eukaryota, Viridiplantae, Streptophyta, Magnoliopsida, Ranunculales, Papaveraceae. The record is from RefSeq and is a predicted model, not a curated record.